UUCACAAUUCAUUUCCGGGUCAAUCCUUUCUAACCCCGCCCCUUUCGUGCAACCGCCUUUCCGGAUUGACCGCCAUCAUCACCAAUAUGGCUAUCCGCUACCCAAUGGCCGUUGGCCUUAACAAAGGUCAUCCAGUCACCAAAAAUGUGACCGCUCCAAAGCACAGUCGUCGGAGGGGGCGGCUGACCAAACACAGCAAGUUUGUUCGUGACAUGAUCCGUGAAGUGUGCGGUUUUGCUCCAUAUGAGAGGCGAGCCAUGGAGCUGCUCAAGGUGUCCAAGGACAAGAGAGCCCUCAAGUUUAUCAAGAAGAGGAUUGGCACUCACAUCCGGGCCAAGAGAAAGAGAGAGGAGUUGAGCAACGUUCUGGCUGCCAUGAGAAAGGCUGCUGCCAAGAAGGACUAAAGUCUGACUCAAUAAAUGUUUGUUAAACUAA
This is a messenger RNA of Nothobranchius furzeri (turquoise killifish), 435 nucleotides long. It is a transcript of the gene rpl36, whose product is annotated as ribosomal protein L36. Lineage: Eukaryota; Metazoa; Chordata; Actinopteri; Cyprinodontiformes; Nothobranchiidae. Gene Ontology annotation, molecular function: structural constituent of ribosome. Gene Ontology annotation, cellular component: cytosolic large ribosomal subunit; ribosome. Gene Ontology annotation, biological process: cytoplasmic translation. The record is from RefSeq and is a predicted model, not a curated record.